UAUUAAAUUCUCACAACUCCUCACAUUUUAUAUCCCAAAUCUCACGCCUCAAAUUCAGUUAGGCAGCAACAGCAACAAUGACUCCCUACAUUGCGGGCGUCGUAGUCCCUCUCCUAGUCACCCUCCUCGUCCGCAACGCCUCCGGCGGCGGCGGCGGCAGAAGAAAGCGGCGCGCCGUGCCAGCAGACGUGGGAGGGCAGAAGGGCUUGGCAGUGAGGAACCGGCGCUUCGAGUCACUUGUGGAGACGUCAUGGGAGGGAGCCGCGACGCUGGCGGAGCUAUUUGAGAUGACUUGCAGGCGGCAUGCGGAGCGACUGUUGCUAGGGACACGGCGGCUGGUGUCGAGGGAGGUGGUGACCAGCGAAGACGGUAGAACCUUCGAGAAGCUUCACUUGGGAGACUACGAGUGGCUCACAUACGCCAAAACGUUCGAAGCAGUUUGCGGAUUCGCUUCUGGUUUGGCCACGUUGGGUCAUGUCAGGGAAGAGCGUGCUGCCAUCUUUGCUGAUACUAGGGAAGAGUGGUUCAUUGCGCUCCAGGGUUGCUUCAGGCGAAAUGUGACAGUUGUGACUAUUUAUGCAUCAUUAGGGGAGGAAGCGUUAUGUCACUCACUCAAUGAGACAGAGGUUACAACAGUGAUAUGUGCCCAAAAAGAACUGAAGACACUUGUAGGUAUUAGUGGACAACUUGAUUCAGUGAAACGUGUGAUAUGCAUGGAUGAUGAUAUCCCAUCUGAAGCCUCAUCUGUUGAGCAUGGAUGGAUCGUAACUUCUUUUGCUAAUGUAGAGAAGCUUGGUAGAGAAAACCCUGUUGAUGCUGAUUUACCUCAUCCCGCUGAUGUUGCCGUUAUAAUGUACACAAGCGGAAGUACAGGUUUACCUAAGGGUGUGAUGAUGACACAUGCCAAUGUCUUAGCAACUGUCUCUGCUGUGAUGACAAUUGUUCCUGACCUUGGGAGAAAUGACACAUAUCUAGCAUACUUACCAAUGGCCCAUAUCCUUGAAUUAGCAGCUGAGAAUUUGAUUGCAGCUUGUGGAAGUGCAAUAGGAUAUGGAUCUCCUCUGACCUUAACAGAUACAUCAAACAAGAUUAAGAAAGGAACAAAGGGGGAUGCUACAGUGUUGAAGCCAUCAUUAAUGGCAGCAGUACCAGCAAUCCUUGAUCGAGUGCGUGAUGGAGUGUUCAAGAAGGUAAAUGCAACUGGAGGGUUGUCAAAGAAGUUGUUCAACUUAGCCUAUGCUCGCAGGUUGCAAGCAGUUAAUGGUAGCUGGCUUGGAGCUUGGGGCUUGGAGAAGGCACUUUGGGACUUUCUUGUGUUUAGAAAGGUCCGGGCAAUUCUAGGGGGUCGUAUCCGUUUUAUAUUGUCUGGUGGUGCUCCUCUUUCUGGUGAUACACAGAGAUUCAUCAAUAUUUGUCUUGGUGCUCCAAUAGGUCAAGGAUAUGGUCUGACAGAGACUUGUGCUGGUGGGACAUUCUCUGAUGUUGAUGAUACAUCUGUUGGUCGUGUUGGACCACCUCUUCCAUGCUCAUUUAUUAAGCUAAUUGAUUGGCCUGAAGGUGGGUAUCUAACAAAAGACUCACCCAUGCCCCGGGGUGAAAUUGUAAUUGGUGGUCCAAACGUGACACUUGGGUACUUCAAAAAUGAAGAAAAGACAAAAGAAUCAUACAAGGUUGAUGAAAAAGGAAUGAGGUGGUUUUACAGUGGUGAUAUAGGGAGAUUUCAUUCAGACGGUUGCCUCGAAAUCAUUGAUCGCAAAAAGGAUAUUGUUAAAUUGCAGCAUGGAGAGUAUGUCUCCUUGGGAAAGGUUGAGGCAGCUCUUAGUGUUAGCCCUUUUGUGGACAAUAUUAUGUUGCAUGCUGAUCCUAUCUACAAUUACUGUGUGGCACUCGUCGUAGUUUCUCCAUCUACUUUGGAAGAUUGGGCCUCAAGUAAAGGCAUAGCUUAUUCAAAUCUUUCAGAACUAUGCAAGAGAGAAGACACUAUGAAGGAGGUGCAUGCGUCACUUGUAAAGGAAGGAAAGAAGGCUCGUUUGGAGAAAUUUGAGAUCCCUGCAAAAAUUGAAUUGCUUCCUGAACCAUGGACUCCAGAGUCUGGUCUAGUCACUGCUGCGCUCAAGCUCAAAAGAGAAGCAAUCAGAAAGGCUUUCCAUGAAGUGCUUUUGAAAUUAUAUGCUUAAAGAGUCUAACGACCAACUUAGAUAUGUUGGGCACUCCAACUGCGAAAGAAAGAAGCUACUGAGCCUUUUUUCCCUUCUUUCUUUUAUACCCUGGUCAUGGCAGUGGUUGAGUCGGAAAAUUCUUGUAUAAAUACAAAUGACAAGAUGUACUGAGAUGGAGAGGUUGUUAUACUCUUUUUUUUUUUUUUUCCAAGGAAGAGAUGUUUUUUGUC
This is a messenger RNA of Arachis stenosperma, 2389 nucleotides long. RefSeq names its product long chain acyl-CoA synthetase 9, chloroplastic. The transcript is spliced from 11 exons. The coding region runs from base 78 to 2177 and encodes 699 amino acids. NCBI's taxonomy places the organism in Eukaryota, Viridiplantae, Streptophyta, Magnoliopsida, Fabales, Fabaceae. Gene Ontology annotation, molecular function: long-chain fatty acid-CoA ligase activity. The record is from RefSeq and is a predicted model, not a curated record. Gene Ontology annotation, cellular component: membrane; endoplasmic reticulum.